Molecule: messenger RNA, 9022 nt
Organism: Nerophis ophidion (straightnose pipefish)
Lineage: Eukaryota; Metazoa; Chordata; Actinopteri; Syngnathiformes; Syngnathidae
Product: neurotrypsin
Exons: 14
Coding region: 68-2608 (846 amino acids)
Biological process (GO): proteolysis
Cellular component (GO): membrane
Molecular function (GO): serine-type endopeptidase activity
Source: RefSeq, a predicted model, not a curated record
GCGGCCACGGGAGCGGAGGAGCGGCGCGCGCUCUGCCGGACACACGCAGCUGCAGGGCGGGUAAAAGAUGGCUCUCAGUGGCCGGCGGCUGUUGUGCUUGAUCGGGGGAGCCUGCUUCUGGCUGCCGGUGUGCUGCGGCCAGGUGGUGGCGGAAGACAGUUACCUAAACGAGGUGCAGAACUCAGUCCCCCUGUCCUGCUCCGAGGGAUUCACCGAGCUGGGCUACUACAAUGGCACCGUGUCCCAGACGGACUCGGGCGUGCCGUGCCUCAAGUGGACCGAGUUCCCCGACUAUGUGGUGCAGUACCCGGGCCGGGGGCUGGGAGACCACAGCUACUGCCGGAACCCGGAUCGGGAGUCCAACCCGUGGUGCUUCUUUCGACAGAACUCGGGGGCCAUCGGCUGGGCCUACUGCGACUGUCACCAGGGCGCGGCUCGGCUGGUGGGCGGCUCGUCAUCCAGCAGCGGCCGGGUGGAAGUCUACCUGAACGGCCAGUGGGGGGCGGUGUGCGACUCUCACUGGUCCGACAGAGACGCCAGCGUCAUCUGCAGGCAGCUGGGGUUGAGCGACAUCGGCACGGCGCUGCAGCACUCCCAGUUCGGCUCGGGCUCCGGCCUCUACCACUUUGAGCGGCUGGGUUGCCGUGGCGACGAGAAGAGCUUGAGCGCGUGCAGGAGCAAGACGUUUGUCACGGGAGACUGUAACCAUGGAAACGAGGCGACGGUGCUCUGCGCGCCUCCUGAAGGAAGCGGACCUCCACUGCGACUGGUCGGAGGCGAGGAAGACUUCGAGGGUCGCGUGGAGGUCUUCCACAGCGGGAGGUGGGGCUCCGUGUGCGACGACCAAUGGGACGACAGGGACGCCGAGGUGGUGUGCAGACAGCUGGGCUACAGUGGUGUGGCCAAGGCCUGGUCCUGGGCACACUUUGGUCAGGGUGCUGGUCCCAUUAUGCUGGACGCUGUGCGCUGCACAGGAAACGAGCUGUUCCUGGAUCAGUGUUCCCAUGGCGACUGGGAGCAGCACAACUGUGACCACAUGGAGGACGCCGGCGUCUCUUGCAGCCCAUACACAGACGGCGUGGUGCGCCUGGUAGGUGGAGACAGUCCCUGGGAAGGCCGAGUGGAGGUCCUCCACAGCGGGGACUGGGGGACGGUGUGUGAUGACCACUGGACCCAGCAGCAUGCCCAGGUGGUGUGUGGACAGCUGGGCUACAGGGGUCACGCAGAGGUGGUGUCAGGCGGGACGUUUGGCGAAGGUGCGGGUCUGAUCCUGCUGGACGACGUCCACUGCGACGGCUCAGAGACCUCGUUGCUGGACUGCCGCCACGGCAUCUGGGGUCGCACCGACUGCUCCCAUGGCGAGGACGUGGGCGUGCGCUGCAGAGGACGCAGCAGCACCGACACCAACGAGGUUCCCGCCAUCGCUCUUUCUACAGGUCCACUGGUGCGUCUGGCGGGGGGCAGCAGCAGGAAGGAGGGGCGUGUGGAGGUCUAUCUCCAUGGCGACUGGGGCGUCAUUUGUGACUCGGGCUGGAACGACCUCAACGCAGCCGUGGUGUGCAGGCAGCUGGGACACAGUGCCGGGGCGGUGGCCGCCGGGGGCUUUGGGCAAGGCAAAGGCCCGGUGCACCUGGACCAGGUGAGGUGCACGGGCAAGGAGGAGUUCUUGGGCGAGUGUCCUUCCCUGGGCCAAAGCAUCAUGGGCUGCAGACGCAGGCAGGCGGCGGGGGUCAGGUGUGACGUUGCGGCGGCGGUUCAAGUCCCGCGCCAGGAGCUGAGCUGUGGCCUGAGGAAGCUGCAGGGGGAAGGGGGGAGGAGUACGCUCAGGACGGCGUGGCCCUGGCAGGUGUCCAUGUGGCUCCAGUCUCAGAGUGCAGAUGGCGGGGGUCCUCUCUGCAGCGCCACCCUGAUAAGCGCCUGCUGGGCGCUGACGUCCGCCACCUGCUUCAGCAGGUUCGGGAGCGACCCGUCCAGGUACGUGCUGCGCCUGGGGGCCUCGGAGCAGACCAUCAGUCCCGAGCAGGUGGUGGUCCACAGGAAAUUCAAAGGUCAGAGCGGCGGCCACGACCUGGCUCUGCUGAAGCUGCCCAGCGCUAAGGGCCACUGUUUGGCCUUCGAUCCCGACGUCAACGCCGCCUGCCUCCCCGCGGCCGACUCGGCACCCGCCGGCGCGCCCUCGUCCUGCGUCGUCAUGGUUACCACCGGCUGGAGCGGAGCAGACUCGGUGCUGGCGUCCUGGGUGCCCCUCAUGUCGCCAUGGCAAUGCAAGAAGCGCCACGGCGACAGCUUCUCCAGCCACGCCGUCCUCUGCGCCGGCAGCCCCCCGGACACCAGCCUCCUCCACGGCGACGGUUGCCGGGGCAACUCCGGAGGCGGGCUGCUGUGUCAGGGGGAGUUGGGUCGAUGGGUCCUGGAGGGGGUGGUCGCCGGCGACUACGACUGCGCCGAGCCCUCCUCGCCGGCGCUCUACACACGAGUCGGACGCUUGCGGGGCUGGAUCGACGAGGUCGUUGACGGCCAGAGCGGCCGACGAGGGGUCACGUCCAGUUCGGAAACCAACGACAUCGUCAUCGGCCUCAGACGGCAACACCAACACCACGCGGCUUGACCGCCCGGGUCAUGUGACCGCCUCGGAGGGGGGGGGGGGGGGUAAUUCAAAUCUGAACUCACCUCCGCCGAUUGGCCAGCUGGCUGUGUGUGGGCGGAGCUUGCUGUGUUGCCCCUGACGACGGCCCCAAAAAUGGCGCAGCAUGUGCUUUUACUUUGAAAAGAAAACAGUGGCUAGUGUGUGCAGCUACACAACAUGCAAGCACACCUUUUGUCCCCACAAAACAAAGAAGAAAGAAGGGCUUUUUUUUUGCUUUUUCUUCAUCAUUUCAAGCCAUGACUAAGCUACUUUCAACAUGGAACCUUCCAACGUUUCCGCAUUAAUACUUCCUGUCUUUCUCACCACUGAUUUUACCAAUCAUCAUUCACCAAUAACACAAGAGCUGUAUGCACUAAAUAACCCUCAGUCAGGUAUUUAUCUGACCAGAACUCUCAGUCAGGUAUUUAUCUGACAAUAACACUCAGUCAGGUAUUUAUCUGACAAUAACUCUCAGUCAGGUAUUUAUCUGACCAUAACUCUCAGUCAGGUAUUUAACUGACAAUAACACUCAGUCAGGUAUUUAUCUGACCACAACACUCAGUCAGGUAUUUAUCUGACCACAGGACUCAGUCAGGUAUUUAUCUGACCAUAACUCUCAGUCAGGUAUUUAUCUGACCAUAACUCUCAGUCAGGUAUUUAUCUGACCAUAACUCUCAGUCAGGUAUUUAUCCGACCAUAGGACUCAGUCAGGUAUUUAUCUGACCAUAACUCUCAGUCAGGUAUUUAUCUGACCAUAACUCUCAGUCAGGUAUUUAUCUGACCAUAACUCUCAGUCAGGUAUUUAUCCGACCAUAGGACUCAGUCAGGUAUUUAUCUGACCAUAACUCUCAGUCAGGUAUUUAUCUGACCAUAACUCUCAGUCAGGUAUUUAUCCGACCACAACACUCAGUCAGGUAUUUAUCUGACCAUAACUCUCAGUCAGGUAUUUAUCUGACCAUAACUCUCAGUCAGGUAUUUAUCCGACCAUAGGACUCAGUCAGGUAUUUAUCUGACCAUAACUCUCAGUCAGGUAUUUAUCUGACCAUAACUCUCAGUCAGGUAUUUAUCCGACCAUAGGACUCAGUCAGGUAUUUAUCUGACCAUAACUCUCAGUCAGGUAUUUAUCUGACCAUAACUCUCAGUCAGGUAUUUAUCUGACCAUAACUCUCAGUCAGGUAUUUAUCCGACCAUAGGACUCAGUCAGGUAUUUAUCUGACCAUAACUCUCAGUCAGGUAUUUAUCUGACCAUAACUCUCAGUCAGGUAUUUAUCUGACCAUAACUCUCAGCCAGGUAUUUAUCUGACCACAGGACUCAGUCAGGUAUUUAUCUGACCAUAACUCUCAGUCAGGUAUUUAUCUGACCAUAACACUCAGUCAGGUAUUUAUCUGACCAUAACUCUCAGUCAGGUAUUUAUCUGACCAUAACUCUCAGUCAGGUAUUUAUCUGACCAUAACUCUCAGUCAGGUAUUUAUCUGACCAUAACUCUCAGUCAGGUAUUUAUCUGACCAUAACACUCAGUCAGGUAUUUAUCUGACCAUAACACUCAGUCAGGUAUUUAUCUGACCAUAGGACUCAGUCAGGUAUUUAUCUGACAAUAACACUCAGUCAGGUAUUUAUCCGACCAUAACUCUCAGUCAGGUAUUUAUCUGACCAUAACUCUCAGUCAGGUAUUUAUCUGACCAUAACUCUCAGUCAGGUAUUUAUCUGACCAUAACUCUCAGUCAGGUAUUUAUCUGACCAUAACUCUCAGUCAGGUAUUUAUCUGACCAUAACUCUCAGUCAGGUAUUUAUCUGACCAUAACACUCAGUCAGGUAUUUAUCUGACCAUAACUCUCAGUCAGGUAUUUAUCUGACCAUAACUCUCAGUCAGGUAUUUAUCUGACCAUAACUCUCAGUCAGGUAUUUAUCUGACCAUAACUCUCAGUCAGGUAUUUAUCUGACCAUAACACUCAGUCAGGUAUUUAUCUGACCAUAACUCUCAGUCAGGUAUUUAUCUGACCAUAACUCUCAGUCAGGUAUUUAUCUGACCAUAACUCUCAGUCAGGUAUUUAUCUGACCAUAACACUCAGUCAGGUAUUUAUCUGACCAUAACACUCAGUCAGGUAUUUAUCUGACCAUAGGACUCAGUCAGGUAUUUAUCUGACAAUAACACUCAGUCAGGUAUUUAUCCGACCAUAACUCUCAGUCAGGUAUUUAUCUGACCAUAACUCUCAGUCAGGUAUUUAUCUGACCAUAACUCUCAGUCAGGUAUUUAUCUGACCAUAACUCUCAGUCAGGUAUUUAUCUGACCAUAACUCUCAGUCAGGUAUUUAUCUGACCAUAACUCUCAGUCAGGUAUUUAUCUGACCAUAACACUCAGUCAGGUAUUUAUCUGACCAUAACUCUCAGUCAGGUAUUUAUCUGACCAUAACUCUCAGUCAGGUAUUUAUCUGACCAUAACUCUCAGUCAGGUAUUUAUCUGACCAUAACUCUCAGUCAGGUAUUUAUCUGACCAUAACACUCAGUCAGGUAUUUAUCUGACCAUAACUCUCAGUCAGGUAUUUAUCUGACCAUAACUCUCAGUCAGGUAUUUAUCUGACCAUAACUCUCAGUCAGGUAUUUAUCUGACCAUAACACUCAGUCAGGUAUUUAUCUGACCAUAACACUCAGUCAGGUAUUUAUCUGACCAUAGGACUCAGUCAGGUAUUUAUCUGACAAUAACACUCAGUCAGGUAUUUAUCCGACCAUAACUCUCAGUCAGGUAUUUAUCUGACCAUAACUCUCAGUCAGGUAUUUAUCUGACCAUAACACUCAGUCAGGUAUUUAUCUGACCAUAACUCUCAGUCAGGUAUUUAUCUGACCAUAACUCUCAGUCAGGUAUUUAUCUGACCAUAACUCUCAGUCAGGUAUUUAUCUGACCAUAACACUCAGUCAGGUAUUUAUCUGACCAUAACUCUCAGUCAGGUAUUUAUCUGACCAUAACUCUCAGUCAGGUAUUUAUCUGACCAUAACUCUCAGUCAGGUAUUUAUCUGACCAUAACUCUCAGUCAGGUAUUUAUCUGACCAUAACACUCAGUCAGGUAUUUAUCUGACCAUAACUCUCAGUCAGGUAUUUAUCUGACCAUAACACUCAGUCAGGUAUUUAUCUGACCAUAACUCUCAGUCAGGUAUUUAUCUGACCAUAACACUCAGUCAGGUAUUUAUCUGACCAGAACUCUCAGUCAGGUAUUUAUCUGACCAUAACUCUCAGUCAGGUAUUCAUCUGACCAUAACUCUCAGUCAGGUAUUUAUCUGACCACAGGACUCAGUCAGGUAUUUAUCUGACCAUAACACUCAGUCAGGUAUUUAUCUGACCAUAACUCUCAGUCAGGUAUUUAUCUGACCAUAACUCUCAGUCAGGUAUUUAUCUGACCAUAACUCUCAGUCAGGUAUUUAUCUGACCACAGGACUCAGUCAGGUAUUUAUCUGACCAUAACUCUCAGUCAGGUAUUUAUCUGACCAUAGGACUCAAUCAGGUAUUUAUCUGACAAUAACACUCAGUCAGGUAUUUAUCCGACCAUAACUCUCAGUCAGGUAUUUAUCUGACCAUAACUCUCAGUCAGGUAUUUAUCUGACCAUAACUCUCAGUCAGGUAUUUAUCUGACCAUAACUCUCAGUCAGGUAUUUAUCUGACCAUAACUCUCAGUCAGGUAUUUAUCUGACCAUAACUCUCAGUCAGGUAUCAUCAGACUGAACACUGCUAGAGUUAAGUCCAUCAUUAUGUCCCAAAUGACCUCAUUUACUACAUUUUCUAUUUGGAAAUGUCGCUCCAAAGUACAAACGCCUGUUUCCGCCACUGAAAAAAAAAAUACCCCAAAAAUAUCUCAGAUUUAUGAGAGAGAAUAUCAUAAAAAUGAGAUCAGAAAGUUGAAAAUAAUCGAGAUUAAAAAGUGGAAAUGUUGUGUUACAUCUUGUUUGUGUCUCACUUUUUAUUUCCUAAUCCUGACUUUUCAUGUCAUCAUUUCCACGUUAUGUCAUUCAUUUGACAUUUUAUCCUAGAAUUCUGAAUUUUUAUAUAAUAAUUUUAUUUUCAUUUCAUAAUUAUAGCUUUUAAACUCAUAAUUUCGACUUUCUUCUGUCAUUGUUUCGACGUUUUAUCUCAGAAUUCUGAAUUUUCAUCUAAUACUGACUUUAUUUCAUAAUUAUGACAUUUUUAUUUCAUAAUUAUGACUUUAUAUCUGAGAAUUCAUAAAUUGUUUCUAAUAAUUAUGACUUUAAUUCAUAAUUAUGAAUUUAUUUCAUAAUUGAGGCUUUUUAUCUGAUUAUGACUUUAUUUAAAUUUGAAGGGCUUUAUUCCAUAAUUACAACUUUUAAUUUUGUAUUAUAACUUUAUCUCAUGUGUUGGUCAUUUUAUUUUAUAAUUUAACCUUUAAUGUCAUCAUUUUGACUUUAUCUCAUUAAUUAGACUCUGAUCUCAGAAGUCUGAUUUUUUAUCAAAUAUUUAUGACUUUUUAUUUCAUAAUAAUCACAUUCAUAUCAUAUUAUCGGAAUUAUUUCAAAAUUCAGGCUUUCUAUGUCAUCAUCCUGACUUUUUAUCUCAUGAUUGUUUUUGUUUUUAUUUUCGGGGGCUUUUUAUUCCAUAAUUUGAAAUGUUUAUAACUUUAUCUCAUUAUUCGACUUUUUAUUUUAUAAUUAAAACAUUUGAUGUCAGCAUUUUGUCCUUCGUUCAUUAAUUCGACUUUUUAUCUAAUAAUUAUGACUUUUUAUUUCAUAAUCAUGAUUUUCUUUCAUAAUUAUGACUUUUGAUGUCAUUUCGACUAUUUCAUUCAUUAAAAUUUUUAUCUCCGAAUUUAAAUUUUCUAACUAAUAAUUAGGACUUUUGAUGUCAUCAUUUCGACUUUAUCGCAUUAAUUUGACUUUUAUCUCAGAAUUCUGAUUUUUGUAUUUAAUAAUUGUGACUUUUUAAUUCAUAAUUAUGACUAUUUCAUAAUUCAGGCUUUUUAUUUCAUCAUCCUCAUGAUUAUGGCUUUUUUUUGGUGGUUAUAAUUAGAACUUUAUCUCAUAUUAUAGACUUUUUAUUUCAUGAUCAGGACUUUUAAUCUCAUUAUUUCGACUUUCUAUCUCAAUCUUUCAAUGUUUUAUCUAGGAAUUCCGCUUUUUAAAUCUAGUAAUUAUGACUUAUUAUUUCAUGAUUAUGACAAUUUCAUAAUUCAGGCUUUUCAUCUCAUGAUUAUGGCUUUUUUAUUUGAUUUUGGGGGGCUUUUUAUGUCAUAAUUAUAACUUUAUCUCAUAUUUUCGUCUUUUUAUUUUAUAAUUAGGACUUUCUAUCUUUUAUCUCAGAAUUCUGAUUUUUUUCCCAUCAAAUAAUUAUGACUCUUUUUAUCAUAACUAUGAUCUCAUUUCGACUUUAUCUCAUUAAUGCAACUUUUUAUCUCAUUAAUUGGAUGUUUUAUCCCAGAAUUCAGUUUAUUUAAUCUCCCACGAUUAUGGCUUUAUUUACAUGUUUUGGUCUUUUUAUUCCAUAAUUACAAUUCAUGUUGUAAUUAUAACUUUAUCUCAUAUUUUCACAUUUUUAUUUCAUAACUUUCGAUCUCAUAAUUUUGACUUCUCAGAAUUCUGAAUUUCUAACUAAUAAUUACAACUUUUUAUUUCAUAAUUCAGGCUAUGGCUUUUGUAAAAUUUUGGUGGGGCUUUUUAUUCCGUAAUUAGACAUUUUUAUGUUAUAAUUAUAACUUUAUCUCUUAUGUUCGACUUUUUAUCUCAUAAUUAGGACUUUAUUUCAUAAUUUCGACUCUUCACAUAAUUAUGACUGAUCUCAUCAUUUUAAAUUUUCACGUCAUAACUUCGACUUUUUAUUUCAUCAUUUCGAUCUUUUACCUCAUUUACUUGUAGAACUCACAAUUUCGAUUUUUUAAUCUCUCAAUUUUGACUUUAUAUCAUCAAUUCGACUUUUAAAAAAUCUCAUAAUUUAAACUAUGAUAAUGACUUACCAUUGGGGUAUUUUUUUAUCGACAUAGACGAUAAGAUUAAAAAAUAUAUAUCUUUUGGAAGAAAAAAGGGACACCGUGCUCACCUGCACUAGAAAAAAGGGACACCAUGCUCGCCUGCACUAGAAAAAAGGGACACCAUGCUCGCCUGCACUGGAACAAUCCUUCAUGCAUUACUAAAAUACGUGCAGUAAAACCCUGACACGGCCAUUAAAUGUACAGAAUGUGACGUCAGAAGCCAUUCAAAGUGAUUUUAGAGUAGAAAUGUAGUGCUGUAAUGUUUACUUUCCGCCACAAGAUGGCGUCCUUCAUUCCUUCCUAGUUGAUGAGUCCGUGAGGCGGGAAAAGUUGUCUGACAUUUUUGUUUUGUUGUGAUGUUUGUUGUUGUUGUUGAUGUCGUUCUUGCUUGAGCUCGUCCACACGAAGUCAUUAAAAGAGAAUCCAAGCUUC